AUGUCUUCGGGCGGAGUGGUGCGCUCAACCGCCCUCAGGGCGGGCGGCGCCUGUGUUCGCUGCCGCAAAGGAAAGACCAAGUGCGUCUACGAAAAUGGCCGCGCUCCUUGCAAGAACUGCGCAAAGGGCAUGCACGAGUGCUACCUGCCCUCGGAGAGCAUGGCUCAUCAUCACGGCCAGAGCCCAGCUCGCCACGCAAACCCCCAUCGCGCCGCGCGCGACAACAUCCCGGCUGCCGGGCCCGGCGCAUCAGAGGGCAGCAGACAAGCCGUUGUGCCAUCUGCCUCGGCCAGACACGUCCAGGUCACACCAGAAAAGUUGACACCCGAACUCAUUGGAGAAUGCGAGCGGGUCGUCUCCAAGACUUUCCCAGCCUGUGUAGCUUUCCACAAGCCCUCUUUUGUCCAACAGCUCAAAAAUGCCACUUUAGAGUCUAGUCUUGUCUACGGACUCCUGACUUGUGCAGCACGAAGCUCCCCGGCUCUUAUUCGUCGUCAUGGUUCUCCUACUCAAGCCGCCGAAACAUAUGCCUCCAAGGCCGUUUCCCUCAUCAACCAAAACUUGGAUCAUCCCAACCUGGCAGAUAUCCAGGCGCUAUGUCUCAUCGUCAUACAUGAAUGGGGAUCCCGGAAUGCCGUGCGUGCUUACAUCUACCUCGGACAAGCAGCUCGGAUGCUCCAGAUGUAUCGCAUCUUGAACACCCAUCACUCCUCUGAUCAGACCGACCAGUUUCUUCGCGACGAGUCGCUCCGGCGCACAUUGUGGCUUGUUUACAUACUCGACUGCCUCUUGACCAGCACCCCAGGUCGCUACUCUGCUCUCGCACUCCAAGACACAGCGGACGUGUCCCUUCCAUGCUCGGACAUCAACUUUGCCUUUGGCAACGCCGUCCCUGUCAAGACCCUGCCUCAACAUCUUGGCCACGCUGCCUUGUCCCCUAGCCACUCUGCCUUGUCCCCUAGCCACUCUGCGAGCGGGGAGGUGGGCGAGUUUGGCUACAUUGUCCUGGCGUCGACCAUUUGGCGCGACGUUGUCAGCAUGCUGACGGCCACCACCCUGCACACGUUCCGGGAGGAAGACUGCACCGAGCUCGUUGCCAAGAUUGAGGGACUUCGAGCCUCGUUGCCGAUGCAGUUUGUGGACAAGCCUGGCCAAAUCAACCUGCACAUGACCAUGGGCUCGGGCUACACCUUUGCCAUGUUGCAUUGCCUGCUGCACAGCGCCACCGUCUUUGUCCACCGGAGACGCUUGCUUCAGGACGUUGCUGCCCAGAACUUUGACCUCGAGUCGUUCCGGCUGAGCCCCCGGUGCCAUGAUCUCGUCGAUCGCGUCUUUACAGCCUGUCACGGCACAAUCCUGCUCCUGAACGCGGUGGAAGCCGGGGCUGACAAGGAUCAUCCGACCUGCCUGCCCAUUGUGAUGCUGUUCUCCGCCUUCACCGCCAGCGCUACCGUGGCCUACUUGUCCCUGAAGGGGCUUGCCCCGCCAAACGCCGCCGAGACGGCCUCUCACAUUGUCAGAGACGGGCUCAAGUUCAUGCACGAAGGCACCGAAACCUGGCCACUGAUCUCGACCUGGCUCAGACAUCUGACCGUCAUGCAGCGAGUUCUCAACAACGACGCCGCCGCCGGAGGAAACUCGGCCGCUUUGUCGACCCGGCACAAGUCAUCCGGAGGCGGCGGCAUCAAUGACGAGGUCUCGUCCAAUGCCGACACCAACCCUGACGUGAUGGAUUACGACCAUCAGACGGCCGCGGCUCACGGAUCAAGCCGUCGGUCCGUAUCCGGAUCCGCUCGGGGCGACAGCGAGCCGCCCGUCGCCAUUCCUCGGCGCGGCGUCACGACGAUCAACGGCGGCUCGGGGGGCGUGUCGAGCGCCAGCGUCACAAACUCUCCUCCCUCUGGCGGAGCACCUACGGCGGUCAUGCAAGCCGCCGACGUGAAGCAGCAGAGCCCCGACGCAGGCUCGAACGGGAUGGCCGUGAUGCAAGACGGGCAAACCACGAGCCAGGAUAUGACGGCGCCGGAACUGUGCCAGGCUUUUGAGCGGCAGCUCAUUGAUUUGGACGAUCUCGCGGCCUUUAUGGGUGGCGGAGUUUGA
Messenger RNA from Ustilaginoidea virens, 2100 nucleotides. RefSeq lists its product as uncharacterized. Bases 1 to 2100 code for a protein of 699 amino acids. The record is from RefSeq and is a predicted model, not a curated record. Gene Ontology annotation, cellular component: nucleus. Gene Ontology annotation, molecular function: DNA-binding transcription factor activity, RNA polymerase II-specific; DNA binding; zinc ion binding. Lineage: Eukaryota; Fungi; Ascomycota; Sordariomycetes; Hypocreales; Clavicipitaceae. The transcript is spliced from 3 exons. Gene Ontology annotation, biological process: regulation of DNA-templated transcription; DNA-templated transcription.